ACUUGAAGCUUUUAACCAAAAGUCUAAUGCACGAGAUUUUGUUAUUUGAAGCUGAAUACAAAUUUACGAAACAUACAAAUUUGAUUUACUGGUAAAGUCAAGUUGGAUUGCUUACUGUGAAACAAUUGUCAUUACUCAAGUUUAAUUAUAAUCUUUCGCAAUUAAUUAUUGUCACAAUGCUGCAAAUAUGGAUUAUGACAAUGCAUACAAAUGGCUCGACUAUUUUCGGGGCAAUUGUCAUUAUCAGCAGAAAUAAUCUCGACGCAAAAUUACACAAAAACGAGGCAUCUGGUUACGCGAAAAAUGUAUUCUCAAUGCAUUAUCAGAUUAUAAAAUUGUUAGCUCUGUCUUACGGAAUUAAAAACAUCAACGUUUCGUAUCAUCAAAAUUUUCCCAAACUGCUUAUGCCAGACGAUCACGCCACAUCUUAACAGAAUUCUGAUUGGUCGCUUCCAAAAAAUCACAAACAAAAUGUUUGAAAUCUGUAAAAUUGUUUGAACAACGUUUAAAAUUUCUGGGCAUUUUUAUUUCAUUAUUUGAUGGAAAAACAGACAAUAACAGAAGGAACUGAAUCAUGAGAUAGAUGUAUACCACGCGACAGCAUAAUCAUUGACGAUUUCGUGACGAUAUUAAUUUAUCAACAAUCACGUGAAUGUGCACGAUCUUGUCUGGCCAUAAUUCGUAUGAUAUUUAUCUUCUACGUUUUACUGUCUUGGAUAUAUAUCGCUUCCAAAAUAUCAAAGGAUCUUUAAAAUGACGAAAAGAAAUAUUGAAGUCUGAUUCUGUAUACUUCAGAAUUGUGAUUAUUUUAAAUUAUACACGAAAUUAUAUUAUAUUUUAUACAUAAUAAAUAUUCAUUAAUAGUGACAUCGCAGCAGCCACUUUUGUAUAUCUUACAUGUCGAUAAGCAGAACGUAUUAGACACAUACACACAGAUUUCUUAGCAAUAGAAACUGCAUAGUUUACGAUGUACGGUAAAUAUAUGUAUAGACAUCUUUAUAUAGACGUCUUUACGUUAUUAGCGGUUUGCUACACUGAGCAUUUUACCAUUUAGAUACACAUGAUUAUAUAAAUAGCAUUACAUGCGCUAGUGUAAGAGGUUCUUAUGUCUAUACAAAAUUAUGUAAAGAUGCAAUCGCAUCGCCGGAUGAUCGUAAUUUACACGACAAGUUACUGGGAAGUAUGUUUAUUCUUCUCGACUUAUCAAAGCCUACAUCAGAUGACGUAGAUUCGAAUUAUUGCAUGUUAUAAUCCCGCUGUUGCUUAAUAGGAGAACUGCUUUUUUUGACGCAGUUUGUUGCAAUAAUGUUUACUUAUUCUAGUUAUUAUCGCGCUUAUUCAGCAUGCUUCAUUUUUAAUAUUUCAUUUUUGAGGGGAAUAUAUCUGGAUACAUACUGAUAAUUUGCGUUAAGUAAAUUCUGACUACAUUACUCCGGAUUAACUGAGCGUCAAAUUAAUUUUAUGUUAUUCCCUAAUUUUAACAAAAAGGAAGACAUCAAGCUUCAAUUAAUAUUAAUAGUGAUUUUUAAAAACUACAAGUUGCUAAUGAGACUGCUACUCUUCUUAGAUUCACUUGAGAUGUUAAGUUCAUUCUUUUUUUGUUAAAGCUGUAAUUUAUAUCUUUUAUAUUUAAGAUAACACUAAGAAAUAUAAAUGUUCUUCGAAUUAUGUUUUAAAAAUUACCCAGAUUAUAUUUUCCAUUCUUUUGCAAAAUUAAAAGGUAAAUUACUUUCGUACUGUGUUUAAGAUACCAAAAACCAGUGGUUUGAGAAUAUUUUAUGAGAAGAAAUAUUUGGAAUAAUUUUUUAAUAUCAAAGUAGUUAGUUUAAAAGGUAUGGCAACUCAAAACUUAAAGAGACAAUAGUGUUAGUAUACUGGCAGAUCUUCUAGUGCCUAAAUGCGAGAUUUGCAUCUUGCACGCGUCGCUACACCCGCACAUCCUAACGCUGAAAAUAGCGGAACAUGCCGCGGAGAUAAUAGGAGAUAUGUACCUACUUUUGUCGGGUGAAGCCACAUCGCUGCUGUUUACCUCCACCACCAGUGCGCGUCCACGCUUAUUUAUCGCUCUUCCGUCAUUUCCUCAUUUUUCCCCGACACGUGCCUGUAUUCACAGAGUUUGCGUACUUCGACGCAUAGGACUGCGACAAUGAUGAUCUAAUUGCGGAAGCUCCAUCCAGCCACACAACACAAUCGAUUAAUAAAUUCAACCGAUUAAGGCUGGAGCGCGAACCUUUUAGGCAUUAUACAUCUAUGCACUGCUAACUUAAUUAUAAAAGAUUAGAGCCUAAGGAUCGAUUAAUGUCAUUUAUGCAUUCGUGGUUAUUUAGAAAUUUAUUUAUUUCAUUUAUUUUAAUCAUGGAACCUUGAAACUUCAAGGAUUUUAUCAUGCAGUUGAAAACGCUUGCAUAAAUGCAAGAGAAUAACUCAUAAAGAGUAGGAUUCUUGCCGACAAUAAAAGUGCCGACAGGAGAAGAAUGAUUAUAUAAUAGAGUAGGCAUAAGAAUUAAAACAUACAGACUUUUAGAUAUCAUGCACAAGUCUUAGAAAUUCUGAAAAAUUGCACGUCCAGCAAAAAAUAACGAUCUUAUUGUUACACUGAAAAAAUGAAAUAGACUGAAGAAGUAUCUUCGAAAGCUAUAUCGCUUUUAUCAAUAAGACACUUUUAUUUUUUCUUGAGGAAAUGACAAACCGUUGAGAGCUUCUUUCAUCCUUAGUGUCGGAAUAAUCUCGCACGCCGUCGUCCGAUAAUAUCUACAAUCUUCUUUAGAGCUUGACAUGUUUUCUACAGACAAUCGUCCCGUGAAUCUUUGAUGUUUCCAACGUUUCCUUUUUUUUCUAACAUAAUUCUAAUAAGCAGAAUCAGCUGAUCUUUACAUCAGUCAGCCGGCAUUAUCGCGUGCGGUUAGUCGCGACUGACCGCGCGCGUCACACGCGGAAACUAGCGAAUGGCAAGGCACUUACGAUGGACAACGUGCGCUAUGAAGGGAAUUUGAUUUGCAGAGGAGGAGACAGAACGAGAGGAGGACGGAGAAGCGGCGAAGCGAGCGAGCGUCCGGAGACUGCGGCGACGCGCUUGGCCGAGGAACGACGGCAGCGGCGACUCUCGAUCGGCCGCGAGAGGAGGUGGAGAGACAUCUCCGACGAAGAUGAUGUUCGGUAGGAUCAGAAGAGAGGAGGUCUUCUCCGGCAAUGGCUGAUCGUCGUGGCCGCGAUGUCCGCGGCGUGUAAGCCGCUUCUGUCGCGAGGACGACGUGCAACCGGAACCAGCCGAGAUCUAUGCGCUCGUGAUCGCGAUCGUGACGUGGCGGACGGACGCGGAGCGUGAACGAGGAUGAAGGGACGGUCCCUCGAGCCGCGAAGAGAGGAGCCGCUGCGUUGUCGCGAAUGAGUCGCGAGCGGUGAGGUCGGCAAGUGUUUGGUCUCGCGACGAGCUGCGGGAGAACACGCGUUGCUGAGCAAAGUGCGCGUACAUCGCGAGCGAAAGAGAGACAGAAAGGAGAGGAUAGAUCAGGUGGACGCGCGUCACUUCCGUAAACAGUUCGCGGAGCGAGGGUGAGCGAACGUCGACGGACGUCGCGAUCGAGUGAAUCGGAUCCUCGCGCGAUCGGACGAUCGACUUGGGAGACCGGAGUCGCGAGUGCGUCUCGAUGGCGCUUGAAAGUGCUCGAGGUGUUCGCUUGGAGUGAUCCCCUUGCCAUUGGGAAGACGCAGUGAACAGUAUUUGCGCCAAGUAUUCGCGAAGGGGUUGAUGAAGACCAGAGACUAACUCGAUCCUUUCGAGACAACGGCAAGCUGGCGGAGAAUGUAAGUGAAAACGGACCGUGUAGGAUCAGACUACUUGACGAGCGAGCGAGUAAUUAUUACCUACCUGCCGCUUCCCUUUCUUUUACCUUAUAUCAAUCUUUCUCCUUUUGUUCUCGUGAGUUUCGAGGCGCGAUGUCUCAAAUCUAGGCAAGUUUAAGCGGAAGAAUCGAACUGAUCGACGCAUCGUCACGUUACGGAGAACUUUCGAACAGAUUUCGUUGACUUUACCUCUCACCUCGGAUCUCACCUGCGAUAUGAGACAUGAGAUGCGACGUCAUUGUAUGAUAGAUGUCGGUCACAACGCUCGUUUCAACCAGAGGCAGAUCGGUAUCCCUAUACCGUUCAGUCACGAUCCAUUGGGUUUAACCGUGACCUUAGUAGCAUUGUACCAAACGCAGUUCCGGUUGGCGCAGUAGCACGCGUGUGGAAAGCUCGUCGCUCUCGAAAAAAACGGUCCGAUUCGGGGAUACAUUAAAGGGAGGCGAGCGGCAGCAGGAGGACGAAAGGGGGAGGCGGAAAGAGAGGACGGGGAGAAGGAGAAGGAGGAAGAGGCGGGGGUGGAGAAGAGGAAGUAGCGCCAAGGAGGAGCAAGCUUCCUCAGCGUUGGUGCGCGAAGUCGGGGCGAGAAAGAGAGAGAGAGAGAGAAACGUGCGUUUGUAAUUCGGCGUGGCUGCCUUCGAGGAUGAGCGACGGCGGUCAUGCCGUGUAAUUCGAAGGUGUACCACGCCACCGUUGCAUCUUGCACGUUCGUCAUCGCUGCCGCCACCGCCGUGGUGAACGUCCACAUCCUCGCGGUCAAGCUGUUGAGACGUGGCAGAGUCGCGGCACCGCCGGCAAGAUGAGCUCGAUCGACUUCGACGAGGUGCUGGUACACGUGGGAGAGAAGGGCCGAUACCAGAACUUAAUGUACUACUUGCUGUGCAUACCCGCCACCCUACCGGCUGCCUUUCUGGCGUUCUCGCAAGUGUUUGUGAGCGCCUCGCCAGACCACUGGUGCCGGAUACCGGAGUUGGAGAACCUGACGGAUGUGAUAUCCCUGGAGGAGAGAAAGGCGCUCUCGUUGCCGUACUCGGUCAGGUCCGACAGCAGGAGGGUUUACUCCAAAUGUCACAUGUACGACGUGAAUUACACGGAGAUAAUUGAUUCGUGGCUGCAACGCGGCGUCCCGCUCAACGUCACCGACGACGAGUCGUCGUCGACCACGUCUUCAUCGUUGUUUCAUCUAUCACCAAGCCGAUUACCGCCGCCGGUCAGCAACCCCGACUGGCCGGUCAGCAAGUGUCGAUACGGAUGGAACUACGACACCAGGGACUACGACAGCACUCUCGUCACCGAGCUAGAUCUCGUAUGUGACAACAGCUGGUGGCCUUCCACGUCGACGACGUUCUUUUACGUGGGCAGCCUCUUCGGCAACGUCGUGUUCGGUUGGAUCGCCGACAAAUGGGGCAGAAGGACCGCCUUCUUCGCCAUCCUAUUCCUCGAGGUGAUAUUCUCCAUCGCCACGAGCUUCAGUCCGAACUACGUGAUCUACACGGCGCUGAGGACCGUAAACGGCCUCUUUUUUCCUGCCAUUUAUCAGAUACCCUUCAUACUCGCUCUUGAGCUAAUGGGGCCGAGAUACCGAACAUUCGCUGGGAUGGUAAUCUGCAUGUUCUUCGCCAUAGCGAUGUCUCUGCUGGCGUUGCUGGGAUACAUGUUGAGGGACUGGUUCUCUCUGUCGUUAGCCACGUCGGUGCCUUUUAUUUUUCUCUUCGGAUACUACUGGAUCAUUCCCGAGUCACCGCGGUGGCUUCUUAGUAAGAAUCGAAUAGACGAAGCGGAAGUGAUUGUUCAGAACAUGGCAAGAAUAAACGGCAAGACAGUGCCUACGAACUUCCUCAGAAGGAUGGAGAUAGAAAUAUUAAAACGACAAGGGGUGUCGUGCAACGGGAGGAACUCCAAUGGCGGUAACAUCGACGUGGAGGACAGAUCACCGCCACCAUCCGCGACGCCCAUGGACCUGAUCACGAACCCGAACAUCCGGAAAAAAUUCUUUAUUCUCGCUUUUGAUUGGGUGGCGAACGCAGUGGUGUACAACGGACUGUCCUACAACACCACCAAUCUGGGUGUCUCCGAUUACCUGGCCUUCUUCAUCGGAGGCAUCGUGGAAAUCCCGUCGUACUUCAUUACAUGGUACGCGAUGGACAGAUUGGGCAGGCGAUGGGUAUUGUGCGUGACCAUGUUGCUGGGUGGACUCGCUUGCGUGUCCUGCAUGUUCGUGCCCGAAGCAGAUGCGGUUUGGGUGACCGUGUCUCUGGCGAUGAUCGGCAAAUUCGGCAUCGCUGCGUCUUUUGCUGUGUUUUAUGUCUUCGUGGGUGAGCUGCUGCCCACCGUGCUGAGAUCGCAGGCGAUGGGCAUAGCCUCCUUCAUCGCCGGCAUCGGCCUCCUCACUUUUCCCUACAUCGUUCAUUUGGCGGUCUACUCGAGGGUCCUUCCACUGAUCGUGAUGGGAUCGCUGAGCGUCGCUGGUGCCCUCACUUCCGUGUUUCUGCCGGAGACGCUUAACAUCCAUCUGCCACAGACGAUCGAGGAGGGCGAACUCUUCGGGGCUGACUUCAAGCUUUGGUCCUGCCCGACGACGUCGAGAAGAAAAGAAAAGAAGACCGAGAGCGUGCCGAUGAGGUACUUCGUAAACGGCGGACCGGGUAGUCGUUCGUCUACCUCGAGGAUCGCGUCGCAGGAAGUCGCGACUACGCCGGAGGGCGAGAAACUAGCUGUAGUGCCGCCGUCAAAGGAAGAAGAGGCGAAGAACUUAAGCGCGUCCAAGGAGGAGCUGUCAAACGUCGUCGUUGAGCCGAAGGCGUUCAGCGUGGUGGUGGAGGUGAACGUGUGCCACAAGUCGCAAUGAGAGAAAAAGAGAGAAUGUGAGAGUGAAUGUGCGUGAGAGAGAUCGUGAUAGAAAAAGAGAGAAAAAGAGAGAGACAGAAAAAGAGAGAAAAAAGAAAGAGACAAUCUUACAGUUAAUUGUUUACGACGUUGUAUUAUAAUUGCCAGUAUAGACACGCAUUGUAUUUAUUUUUCCAUUUAUUAUAAUGUACUUUCUUUGUAAAGCCUGCCUUUGUCGACUAGCACGGUUCUGUUCUGUUUGCUUACUCCCAGUGCUGUAUAUUUGCGUGUGCAUUGCAUGAUUGUUACGCGUGUGGGUUGUGGACCUGACGCCCGAGCUCAUCGAGCGCUCCAGAGCGUAUAACGCAAUACUUUUUUAUGUUCUUGAUUUAGAUUUUGCAUUUUGUUCAUGCGUUAUUAAAAGAGGAAUCUUGUGUGUGAUUUCAGUUAGCUUAAAUAAAAUAUCUCAGUAUCUAUUGACGGA
Molecule: messenger RNA, 7153 nt
Organism: Ooceraea biroi (clonal raider ant)
Lineage: Eukaryota; Metazoa; Arthropoda; Insecta; Hymenoptera; Formicidae
Product: organic cation transporter 1
Biological process (GO): transmembrane transport
Cellular component (GO): membrane
Molecular function (GO): transmembrane transporter activity
Source: RefSeq, a predicted model, not a curated record